Porites lobata is the source of this 1051-nucleotide messenger RNA. NCBI's taxonomy places the organism in Eukaryota, Metazoa, Cnidaria, Anthozoa, Scleractinia, Poritidae. The record is from the annotation of a GenBank genome assembly.
AUGCGAGUCAACAUAGAGGUGGAUGCAGGAGAAGCGAGAAUGGAGAACGUUUGAUUCGACUAGGCGUGAUUUACCUAAAAGUGGUUCACGUAGGUCUGCUGGCAAUGCGGUGCCAGGACUGUUUGCGGGAGCAACACAAGAGGCUCCCUCAGGUGAUGAACAGUUGACAAAAAACUGCCCGGUUCAAAACUCGACAAGUCAUACGUUAGAGUAGUGUAAGAAGUCUAAGGAACUGCACACUCUUGAGAAAGAGAAACUCGUUUAGGAACAUAUACAAACUUUGCCUGUCUUGUCUAUAACCGGGCCAUCGGCUGAACAAAGGCAAUGCUAAGAAAGCAUGCAAAGUUGAGGGCUGUGCUAUGCGUCACCAUAAUCUAGUUCAUGAGGUUGACUUGAACAUUAUUGAGGGAUCAAGAGCCAGAAAGCAGAAAAACUGGCAGUGGGUGAAGGAGACCAGAAACCUUUUGUUCCGUAGGGUGAUAACAAACCUCUAAAUCUGUCAGAGAAAUCGCUGGAGCAGUCACGCUGGAGCAGUGUCAUCACUCGGUGUGUUUAGGCUGUGAGGUUGGCGGUCGUGCGUUGGUUGAGGUGCUGCCUGCGGUUCUGUUCUCAGAUAAAGGCGGGCAACAAGUUAUGCCGUUGCGUGACUCAGGAUGUAACACAACACUUAUGGAUGAAGAAUUGGCUCACUCACUUGGUCUUAAGGAACAUAAAGAAUUGCCUUAUUGCUAGAGUUGGAAGAGAAGGGGUGAAGUACGUAUUGAGAGAUGUUAAAACCUUUCCUAACCAACGUGGUCCGGACCAGAAGAUAAAGUGGUCGGCAAUUAAACAGAACUUUAGCCACCUGAAAGACUUGGACUUAAAGGAAACAGACACGCGUCCAGUGCAACUGAUAAUAGGAAACAACAACUCAGAUUUGAUUCUACCAAUGCAGAUUUUGAAACCUUCAGGACAGUCUCAUGCUGACAAAGUACCAUACGCAGUCGAGACACCUCUCGGUUGGGCAGUCAACAACUGGUUACCCGGUGAACAAAGAGUGGCAUCACCAUAA